UUACUUACCGCUUUAAUAUAAAUAGUAUUAAUAAUAAAAAAAUAUCUAAAAAGAAAAAGAUAUUAAAAAACCAAAAAAAGAGAAAUUGAGCGACUCGAGGUGGAGAUAUUCAAAUUACAGAGCAAAAAAGUGGAACUGGAAAAAGCUGUGAAUCGAGCAAUUCGAUUGCUUCGCUUUACAGUGUUCUAGAAAAAGAGAGGGAGAGAGAGAGAGAGAGAGAGAGUAUAGCGAGAGUUCGUUUUGUUCGUGAAGAAAGUUGGAAGUGAAAAGAAACUCAAAUUAGGGUAAAAUCUAGGGUUUAGGCGAAGAUGACGGAUGUGAUACUUCACAUAUACGACGUGACGAAUAGUGGAUCGGAGAAGACCAACAACACUAUUAUGCAAAUCAACAAGAUCUUCAAAGACGGUAUUGGCGUCGGCGGUAUCUUCCACAGCGCUGUUCAGGUAUAUGGCGAUGAAGAAUGGUCUUUUGGGUUUUGUGAAUAUGGAUCAGGAGUUUUUAGUUGCCCAUCUGGAAAGAAUCCUAUGUAUUCAUAUCGUGAAUGCCUUCUCCUUGGAAGAACAAACUAUUCAAUCUCCAAGGUUAAUCAGAUCUUGCGGGAACUUAGUCGAGAUUGGCCUGGAAGUUCAUAUGACUUGUUAUCCAGAAACUGCAACCACUUUUGUGAUGAGUUUUGUGAAAGGCUUGGUGUGCCUAAGCUUCCAGGCUGGGUUAAUCGUUUUGCCAACGCUGGUGAUGCUGCCAUGGAAGUAGCAGGAACCACUGCACUGCGGUUGAAACAAGCCAGGACAGAGAUUGUAUCAGCUAGCAAAGUGGCUUAUCGAUUCCUUUUGGGUGUUGCUAGCAAUGGCAAUGGGCCUGAUCCUGAUUCCCCAAGCAAUUCAAACAGAGGAACACCAAGAUUUCAAGCAGCUUGGUUUAAAAAUCUCAUAACAACCGGUGCUAAACCAUCGAGUAGUUCAGAUAUCGAAACUAGCCAGGGGGAUACGUCAUCCACAACAGAAACGAAUUCGUGCAGAACUCCCGCCACAAACUGAAUCUACUUCAUGAUAUUGGAGGAAAGUUUUUCCCCAGCAAGAUAUUCAUUGUGUAUCAAAUGUAAAGUGUCCAAUCGUUGCAAUUAAAAUUUGUUCAAUUGACACAAAGGUUUCUCCUCACAAACUGGUUAUUUGCUUGAUUCUUCAUUCAAGUGUUUAAAGUUCUCGAGCUGUGCUUGAGGUAGUGUUCUUUCUCAAAAGACAAUCAAAGUUCUAGUUUUAUUUUUUA
This is a messenger RNA of Mangifera indica (mango), 1266 nucleotides long. RefSeq names its product deubiquitinase DESI2-like. The coding region runs from base 309 to 1037 and encodes 242 amino acids. The transcript is spliced from 4 exons. Gene Ontology annotation, molecular function: deubiquitinase activity. Lineage: Eukaryota; Viridiplantae; Streptophyta; Magnoliopsida; Sapindales; Anacardiaceae. Gene Ontology annotation, biological process: protein deubiquitination. The record is from RefSeq and is a predicted model, not a curated record.